AUGUCACGAAAUUAUUUAUCAUUAAAAAAACACACAUUGGUAAUUACUCAUUCUCGUAAAAGAAAAAGAAUUUCUAUUAUUGCGCCUGCAAUUUCUUAUUAUUAUACUUCCUCUAGAGAAGCUCUAAGAAAUGAAAGACAUAGAAGUGUUCGUGGCUUUGACAACCGAGAUGAAAGGAACACAGUUAAUGAAAAAGGAAGAGACAAAGCAUCAAGAAACAGGUCCAAUUAUGAUACUGAUACUGAUAGAGGAAACUUUAAAAAGAAAAAAAAUCGAGAAAACGACCACGACGACUACGAAGCCGGUUUUAGUAUUGCGAGUAUUCGUAAUAAUAGCGAUGAUAAUGACACGAGAGAUAAAUUUUCUCGUGGUAUCGUUAGACUUUCCAAGACAAAAAGCAAUGAAAUUGAUCCUUUUAGAAGAGGAGGAGGAAGUGGCCAAAAAUCACUAUCAUCAAGUUCCUAUAGAGAAAAGACAUUUCGCGAUAAAUUAUCAUCAUUGGCAUCAAGUAAUACUUUUAAAGAAAAAAGAGAAGGAACUCGAAAAAUUUCCAGAGAAUUAUACACAGAAAAAAAGAGAAAUCUCGGGAAUAAUAAUUCAAAUUUACCUAAAGUAAUAUCUGACAUUUAUAAAACAUCAGAUAAACAACGAUUUAAUUCAUAUGGGGAUAUUGCGAGUAGCCAUAGCAGCAAGGAUACUGAUUCUACUAUUACUGCUGACUCUUCUAAAUUCAAACUUUAUCAAUAUAAUGCUAUCGGUGAAGACAAAAACAAACGUCUAGAUCAUUUUUUACGUGAACGUACAGGAUUACCUAUCACCAAGAUUCUCGUGUCUAUACGGAAAAAAGAUGUCAAGUUAUAUCAGGCAGAUGAAACAAAACUGGAACAUAAAAGCCCGUCGUUAAAUGCAUAUCGUAUACAGCCGGAUGAUGUAGUCUCAAUUCGGUGUCCCGAACUAAAAUAUAAUGCAGUUGUUUUAAAACAACCUACUCGGGAUAGAACACCAUUGUCCGAAGAGAAAAUACAGGAAAUUCGUAACUGGAUUAUUUAUAAGGAUGAGGACAUUUUGGUUAUCAAUAAACCAUCCGGAUUGGCUGUACAAGGUGGCUCGAAAAUAUAUGAAAGCGUGGAUGGGUUUUUACAUGCUUUACAGUAUGAUUAUCAAGAUAUACCACGUCUCGUACACAGAUUAGAUAAGGCUACUUCAGGAGCACUUAUUCUCGCACGCACAAAAUCAGCGGCUACUAGAUUGUCAUUGAUGUUUUCGGAAAACAAGUUGGAAAAAAUGUACACUGCCGUAGUGACAAAUUUUAUUCCACGGUGUUUGAGUAAAAGAACUAUAAAGGUCCCAGUUGCUAUCACAGGGGAGCCACCUCAGGAGCGUGUGAUUUGCUUGAAAGAUGGAUACGACGACGAAGACAUGAUCAUUAAUAAAGCUCAAGAAGCCAUAUCCGAGUACAAGGUAAUUGCCGGCACGGGCGGAUACUCUUUACUUUGGUUGUAUCCACUUACCGGUAGAAAACAUCAAUUAAGAGUUCAUUGCGCUUCUGUGUUGAACGCUCCAAUUUUGGGAGACGUAAAAUACUGCGACACCUCCAAAAUUUUACCGCAUCUCAAAAAAUUACAAUCACAAACGACAAGGAACCCUUCACAUAGCUUUAAUCCUAUGCAUUUACAUUUAAGUAAAAUUGCUAUACGGGACUGGAAACUUUUCAACGCGUUAGGGAAGGUAGCCAAGAAAAAAGACAUAGAAGUGCAUGUUCCAUUACCUGACUACUUUCAAAAGACGACAAUGAUGUUGUUUGGAAUUGACGCGGAUAAUGAUGAAUUUUUAGCACGAUACGGAAAUAAUAAAUAA
This is a messenger RNA of Ambispora gerdemannii, 1857 nucleotides long. The record is from the annotation of a GenBank genome assembly. Lineage: Eukaryota; Fungi; Glomeromycota; Glomeromycetes; Archaeosporales; Ambisporaceae.